Diaporthe batatas is the source of this 918-nucleotide messenger RNA. RefSeq lists its product as uncharacterized. The transcript has a single exon. Lineage: Eukaryota; Fungi; Ascomycota; Sordariomycetes; Diaporthales; Diaporthaceae. Bases 1 to 918 code for a protein of 305 amino acids. The record is from RefSeq and is a predicted model, not a curated record. Gene Ontology annotation, molecular function: protein binding.
AUGCCUUCGGACAGCGAAACGGGCCCUGCCAAGGACGAGGCGCCGCCCGUGGCAGCGGCGCCGCAGUCUGAUGAGCACUCCGAAGAAGGAGAGGCCAGCGAGGGCGAAACCCCACCACGCAACGGCCACGGCAGAAGCGAUUCAGACGACACACCACCUCGGGAAUCAGGCCCGGGGACAGAACACAGCGACGCACCGCCAUUACCAGACGAGCCAAUACCCGGCCAGAGCUCCACACACGGGCAAGCUGGCGGCAGCGCAAGCGACGGUGAUGCGCCUCCCCUACCAGACGAGGCACCCCCUCCAGAAGAUGACGGCUGGGAUGCGAUGUGGGACGCCGCGAGGCAGGCGUGGUACUUCUACAACCGGUUCACGGGGCUGUCACAGUGGGACAACCCAAGGGUCCAGACAGCGGCGGCCCCUGGCGAGCCAUCAUCGUCCUCAGCCGCGGCAGCAACGAUAUCACAGCCCACCUCGGUAGCAGGAGGGUACAACCCCGCGAUCCACGGGUCGUGGGACCCAAACGCGCCGUAUGCGCAGGCCUACAAACAAGCCGACGCAGGGGACGAGGACGCCACGACUGCCGCGCAGUACGCGGCGGUCGUAGCAGCAGGCGGUGCAGGAGGGGAGCCAGGGCUAGACGGAGGGGACGCCUACGCGCAGGCGGCGGCGUUCAACAGCCGGACGGGGCGGGUGCAGGCGGCGGACAUGAACCCGGACCACUUCUCGGACGCGGCCAAGUCGCACCGGCAGAUGAACGCGUACUUUGACGUCGACCGCGCGGCCAACUCGCACGACGGGCGCAGCCUCAAGGCCGAGAGGAGGGGCAAGCAGCCCACCAAGAAGGAGCUGGCGCAGUGGAAGGAGAAGCGGAAGGCCAGGAAGGAGGAGAAGAGGAGGGCGUGGCUGAGGGACUAG